Messenger RNA from Dama dama (fallow deer), 314 nucleotides. RefSeq names its product beta-defensin 103A-like. The transcript has 2 exons. Gene Ontology annotation, molecular function: chemoattractant activity; CCR6 chemokine receptor binding. NCBI's taxonomy places the organism in Eukaryota, Metazoa, Chordata, Mammalia, Artiodactyla, Cervidae. Bases 51 to 254 code for a protein of 67 amino acids. Gene Ontology annotation, cellular component: extracellular region. The record is from RefSeq and is a predicted model, not a curated record. Gene Ontology annotation, biological process: defense response to bacterium; cell chemotaxis.
GUCAGCGAGCACACCGUCCUGUCCAGUCUCACCUGGGAAGCCAGCCAGCCAUGAGGGUCUACUACCUUCUCUUUGGGUUGCUCUUCUUGUUCUUGCUGCCUGUUCCAGGCAAUGGCGGAAUCAUAAGCGGGUUACAAAGGUAUUACUGCAGAAGAAGAAGCGGGCAGUGUGCUCUGAUCGGCUGCCUUCCAAAUGAGGAACAGAUAGGCUGCUGUUCCCUGAGUGGCCGAAUAUGCUGCCGGAAGAAGAAAUGAAAAAUCCAGAAACAGGAGGAGAAAGUUGCAUAGUGUGAAAAUGCCUCCUUGAAGACUCCA